Molecule: messenger RNA, 3229 nt
Organism: Ooceraea biroi (clonal raider ant)
Lineage: Eukaryota; Metazoa; Arthropoda; Insecta; Hymenoptera; Formicidae
Gene: mah
Product: solute carrier family member mahogany
Source: RefSeq, a predicted model, not a curated record
UAUUGUUAGUUCAUUACUUUAUUUCAUUAAUUACUUUUUUACCAAAAAUUCCCUGGUCCCUCUCAAGUACACUAGCUUGUAAAACUUAACACUGAGACUUUCUGAGUAACCCGUUCAUACUUUACUUUUUUCAAUAUUUUAAUCCUUAUGGCGUAAGUGAGAAAUUAUGUGCAUCAUGGCGUAUAUUUCGCGUUAUUAUAUUAAACGUAUUGUAAUACGUAUAUCUAAAUGUAAUAUCUUAUUAAUAUAACGCGAAAGGUGACAAACAAGUCGAAGUAGAUACGCGAUAUACUCAUAAUUUCAUACACGUCCGGUCAGGCAUAUGCAAGUUAUGAUUCAGGGAAUUUUUCGUAAGAAAGCAAUCGAUAAAAUCAACCAAUCAUUGAAUGCGGAAGCGCUGUUUGUGAUGUCAAUAACGUGUAUAAAUUGAGAAAAUUUUGUAUAUGUGCGUUUUACAUGUUUCGCAGAUUUUGUCAUAUAGAAAUACAAUGUGUCCGACUUUUACGUCUGCUGUUUGUUUAGCUGUAGCGCAUAAUCUAUGCGAUAUCACGAGUAACAAACGUGAUAUAUCGCAUUAUUGAUAUUUAAUUGUUUAGGUGUUAAAAAUAUUAUAAGAUAAAUAUUGGAACAUUACAUUCUAGUUAGUAAAGUGCGAAAGUAAACCUUUGCAAUGGAGUAAAAGUGUAUUACUGUAAUUGCAUCAUAUACAAUUUGUACUACACACAAUAAUAACGUUUUGAAUCCAUGAAGAACAUUGAUAUAACUUUCAUAUUUAUUCCAAAGAUACAAACUAAAGUAAAAGAAAUUGCGAUAACACUAUCAAUAAUAUUCCAACGUAGUGUUAAUAAAAAUACAUAAAUUCGAAAGUGUAAUAAUAUAUGGACCAAAACAUGAGCUGGACGGAGAUUAAACGUAUUUUGUUAACGCUAAGGAGGAUUUCCAAACAAAUUUAUCUGAUACUGAAAGAGAGGAAUGUGAAAGUUGAUAGAUCGUGACAAACAUGUGUGACAGUUGUAUAUUUGCGAUGUUAUUCGCAACAAGUUAAUUACUUGGACAACAAAUUUGAAAUCACAUACGCACAAAAUGAACUACAAUACUUGGAGCGCGCUCCCUUGCUUGCGACAGCUUGAUGGAAAGUCGUACACAUUGUGGGUCUUCCCAUCCAGCGGGGGUAAGUCAUUCGUGUCUUACGCGGUAUCGAGUUACUCCGGUGUAGUGCGACGCGGUGCACACCCAGGUGAGAACCGGUCUCUAAUGAAUGUCACGAUAUCCUAGCACUGCAGUUGUGGACUUCAACAUGAGCCGUGAGACAGUACCGUUGCACUUGACGAAUGCAAAUUCAGGAUUGUCUCUGCUGUUCGCCACCCUGUGUAUUGUCGACAUUUUCGGCGUAUUCCCGAUAAUUACGCUACCGCGAGCGAUCAUCCAAUGCGGACUCUAUGGGAUUCCUCUUGUACUUGUUGUAUUCGGUUUACAAAUUUAUACGGCCAUUUUGCUGGGAAAAUCAUGGACCAUCGCAAAUAUUCUAGAUCCACAGAUUUCACGAAAAAAUCGUUAUCCUCUCGCUGCUGUGACGGAAUUAACGAUGGGAUCACGUGCACGAUCCAUAGUUACUCUACUGAUGGAUCUGACAGUUUUUGGCUGUGGUAUUCCAAAUUUAUUAGUCGCUUCACAGAAUUUACAGCUGUUUGCAUUAAAGCUGUCAGGACAGCAUUUUGAUCUUUCCUUUUGUUAUUGGUUGCUAAUAAUCGGCGUUUUACUUUGUCCAUUAAUGUGGCUGGGCAGUCCGCGAGAUAUGAAAUGGGUGGCAACAUGCUCUAGCGUAACGGUUGUUUUAACAACUAUAUUAAUAUGGUGGAGCAUUAUUAUUGAUGAUCGAAUAUUUGAUGCUGCACCAAUAACAACUUCACCAACGUGGAAUAAAUUUCUUUCUGGGUAUGGCAUGCUGGCCUUUCAGUUUGAUGUACACCCCACUCUAAUGACGAUACAGGUCGAUAUGCGUCAGCCUCAAAAUAUCGACAAAGCUAUCUUUUUUUCUUUCAUAACAAGCGGAUCAAUGUUCGUCGUUACCGUUUCCCUAGUCGCAUGGAAGUAUAGUGACGAUACGACUGCCAAUAUCCUCGAAGCUGUUCCACCAGGACUGGCAGCAAAUGUUGCUGUUCUAUUAGCAGCUCUUCAGCUAUGCUUUUCUAGCGUGAUUGGCUACUCAGCGCUCUUCCAACAUCUAGAAGAUCACUGGAGCAUAGAAAGGACCUUUGGAUGGAAACGAUGUGCCACGAGAUCGGCGGUAGUUUUACUCAGCGUGGCUAUAGGCGAAUCGAUAUCGCGAUUCGAUAUUAUUAUGACUCUAAUUGGUGGAUCGUUGACCGGAUCAUUAGUCUUUCUGUUACCUCCCGUAAUGUACAACCGAGCCUUGACUCUGAAGAAGUCGACUCAAGCGAUAGCAACCACAGAAUGGGUUUAUCCAAGUGCUCGUAAACGAUUCAGGGGCAAAGAGCAACGUUCAAUGCCCCCUGGAGCUCACUCGCAUUCAACGUACUACGGUUUCCUGAAUACUACGAACAAUCCUCACAGUUACACGUAUCUCUACUUUGACAACCUGGACGACAAAAUAAAUUCAGAAUCGAGCGAAUCCGAAGGUGAACAAAGAGGCAAGAAGAAGAAAACCACUGAUACCUCCAGAUCUCAGCAAGAGAAUCAGCCACUUCUCUCAGACGCCACAAAGUCAACCAGAAUUCACACCCAAACGCUUACGAGCGAUCUGCAAAAUGACAUGACUGUGAAGAGAAAACGGUUGUGGGAUUCCGAGAGAGCAAUUAAUUACUUCGGCUAUUUCAUAGUAGCGAUCGGUAUAGCAAUCACGCUGUCCUCCACGUACAUCAACAUUUUGAACACUAUACGUUACGUGCGGUUUACACCACCGUGCAUCGUCAACGCCACGACAGACAUUUCUGUAUCGUAAUUUAAUUUUAUCGGUUGCAAUUACGUCCACACACUCUUAAAAAUCCAUUGUAAAGAUAAUCUAAAUUAUUAUUGUAUAUAUGGAAGACAAUUCUGAAAGAAAAGGAUAUUUUUCCUCUUAUUCUAUACUUGAUUCAGUACAUGAUGCUCAUUCUCACACAUCCACUUUUAAGAAUCUUUAUCUCAAUGUUCCAUCUAAACUAUUUUCCAUUUUAAAAAUAUUUCUCGAGCAAAUAUACCGUGCAUUAUGACAAAGGUGUUGCAGAAA